This is a messenger RNA of Scomber japonicus (chub mackerel), 766 nucleotides long. RefSeq lists its product as uncharacterized. NCBI's taxonomy places the organism in Eukaryota, Metazoa, Chordata, Actinopteri, Scombriformes, Scombridae. The record is from RefSeq and is a predicted model, not a curated record. Bases 2 to 766 code for a protein of 254 amino acids. The transcript is spliced from 4 exons.
CAUGCCAUACAGUUGUAUCUAUCCCGGCUGCGGUCUUAAAUGUAAAAGGUUCAAUCCGGAGACCUUCCAUGGUUUGCCGUUUCGCUGGAAUGACCCGGAGCUUAUACAACAGUGGCUUGUUGUGCUCAAAAUGGACAUCACUACGCCAGUCGAGACCCUAAAGAAGAAGCGCUACCGUGUCUGUAGCAGACAUUUCAAUGUAGAUGACUUCCAUUAUUCUACAAAAGGAAAGUUCCCCAAACAGACGACUAGAUUACACCUGAAAAGGAACACAAUUCCACGAGUGGGGCCACCGGCUGCGGACAUAGACGAGUUGCAAGACUAUCGGGUGUUGAUGAACAGACCACAGGACCAGUGCAGAAGCAUAGGUGUUCAAGUAAAUACAUCUGAGAGGUGCACUGUGACCACAGAGAAACCCGCUCCGCAGUACCUCGUUGAUGAGGAGGCCAUCAUGCAGCUGAUGAAGACCUGUCCGAUGUGUGACAGACAGUGUCGCUGUACCAAAUACACUCGCGGUCCUUGCUUCAUAGUCUACCAGAAGUGUUACUUCUGUGAUUUUCAACGCAAGUGGGCCAGCCAACCUGAUGCUGUAAACACCAACACUCGUAAGACACACAUGUCGCCCAGGAAGAAACUGAAGUCAAAUGACAAUGAACUUAAUGAGAUGAACAUUUCUGAAACCUCAAUCACAGACUCCAACUCUCCAUUACAGAGCUGUGUACCAGUGUCAGUGCUCUCUUCAGAUAUUAUUGAUGUAAAUAAAUAA